AUGAGCUCCCGAUCUGCCGUUUUUACACCCAACGCACCCAAGGUUGGGCCAUUCAUGUCCCAGGCUGUUAUCAGCAAUGGGCUGGUCUUUUCAGCUGGGUCCCUGGGCCUAGAUCCUGCCACCGGCCAGUUCGUUGAAGGCACGGUUGCCGAUCGAGCCGCACAAGCACUCCGAAACCUUGAUGCAGUUUUCGUAGCCGCCGGUACCAGCUUGUCCAAAGCGGUCAAGGUCACCAUCUUCCUGUCGAGCAUGGACCACCUUCCUCUGGUAAAUGAAGCAUACGCCAAGUUCUUUACUGAAGACCCCAAGCCGGCACGGACCUGUGUUGCUGGCGCAGUGUUGCCUCUAGAUGCGGAACUUGAGAUAGAGGCUGUGGCAUCGCUAGAUUAG
Messenger RNA from Fusarium sp. VM40, 390 nucleotides. NCBI's taxonomy places the organism in Eukaryota, Fungi, Ascomycota, Sordariomycetes, Hypocreales, Nectriaceae. The record is from the annotation of a GenBank genome assembly.